AUGGACUGGAAGACGUUAGAGGCCCUGCUUAGCGGGGUCAAUAAGUAUUCCACUGUAUUUGGACGCAUCUGGCUCUCCGUGGUCUUUGUGUUUCGAGUCAUGGUCUUCGUCGUGGCCGCAGAACGCGUCUGGAGUGACGAUCAGAAAGACUUUGAUUGCAACACCCGCCAACCCGGCUGCGCCAACGCCUGUUACGACCACUUCUUCCCUGUCUCUCACACCCGGCUCUGGGCCCUUCAGCUCAUCUUCAUCACCUGUCCCUCUUUCAUGGUCGUGUUGCACGUGGCGUACCGCGAGGAACGCGAGCGCAAGUACCGCAUCACGCACGGCGAGAACGCCCGUCUCUACGACAACACAGGACAGAAGCACGGAGGACUCUGGUGGACGUAUCUCCUCAGCCUCUUCUUCAAGACGGCCAUCGAGGUGGCGUUCCUCUACCUCCUGCAUCUCAUCUACAACAACUUUGACCUGCCGCGACGCGUCAUGUGCGACCUCUGGCCUUGUCCUAACCAGGUGGAUUGCUACAACAGCCGGCCCACAGAGAAAAGGGUGUUUACCUACUUCAUGGUAGGGGCGUCGGCUGUGUGUAUAGUGCUCAACGUGUGUGAGAUCUUUUACCUGAUAGCCAUCCGGGUGCUGAGGAUCAGUCAUCGGGGAAGCCUCCAUGCCUCCCCCAAGAAGAGGUGCUCUGAGCCGGACUGGGGUGGGUGUCAGACACCGGAGGCAGACUACCAGAAGGGCAACGAGGAGAAGAGUAGAUCUAUCUUUUAA
Oncorhynchus masou masou (cherry salmon) is the source of this 771-nucleotide messenger RNA. RefSeq names its product gap junction beta-3 protein-like. Gene Ontology annotation, cellular component: connexin complex. Gene Ontology annotation, molecular function: gap junction channel activity. NCBI's taxonomy places the organism in Eukaryota, Metazoa, Chordata, Actinopteri, Salmoniformes, Salmonidae. Bases 1 to 771 code for a protein of 256 amino acids. Gene Ontology annotation, biological process: cell-cell signaling. The record is from RefSeq and is a predicted model, not a curated record. The transcript has a single exon.